UAUUAAUUGUGAGCUCAUUCGGCCGGCUAAUAUCAAAUCGGCCGGCCUACAAUCGAUGUAUAUAUCAUAACGAAUCGAAGUUUCUUCAACGACAAAACAAAAACUCGACGAUGGCUUCUUUCUCGAUCGAAGACUUCGUCGGGAACGGAUCUCUCCAAGAGUUGCUCCCGAAGCUGCUCGACGAAGGUUGGGAUGAUGUCCCGACGUUGAAGGCGAUGAAUUCAGACGAAAUGGAAGAACUCGGCUUGACUCGAAAGCAAAAGGAUGCGCUCGAAGUACGAUCAUAUCUCCACGACCGGGCUCUAAUGCAAUACGCCGAUCGCCUAGAGGCGUCGGGAAAAGGCCUACCCAACCUCCUCCGCUUGAGCAGCGUCGACCUUGUUUCGCAAUUCAGCAUGAAAAAAGGCCACAUCGCUCGUUUCACGGACCGAACCCGCGAUUUCGCGCCCGAACCUUUACUUUCUCUUCCGACGAGAAAAAAAUUCAGUGCGCCAUCGAGGAAUAACAGCUUAUUAGAGCAAUCCGUCGCAAGUUUCAAAAUCGGAGAUGGAUACGUUUUCAAGGGCGUCGUAUCAGCCGGGCCGGCGGAGCCUAGAGCCUGCGGGUGCGUGCAACCGCCGCCCGUCGUCGAGAAUGUCGCGCCGUAUUCGAGCAUCGAGAACGUCUCGGUACAAAAACUCACCCCCGAAUACAAGAUCGGGAUGGAGAGAUUGAUCACGACGACGACGCCUCCGAUGAAGGCCUCCGAGCUGUGGCGCGAGAAACCGGCGAUACUCGUCUGCAUUCGAAGACCUGGAUGCAUAAUGUGUCGAGCCGAGGCACAUCAGCUGUACUCGAAGAAGCCGAUAUUCGACGCGCUCGGAGUUCAACUUUUCGCCGUUCUUCACGAGCACAUCGAAUCGGAGGUUCGGGACUUCUGGCCGCGAUAUUGGGGAGGCGUCGUUGUGCUCGACCGGGGUCGGGAAUUUUUCAAAGCGCUCGGCGGCGGGAAGCUGCUCAAAGACAAAUUCAUAUCGGGUUUCUUGCUCAACCCUCGAGCGAUCGCGAAUUAUAAACGAGCGAAAGCGUUUAAUAUCGAUCAAAACUUCAAGGGCGAAGGCGAGAUCAAGGGGGGACUAUACGUACUCGGCAGUGGCAAAACCGGAAUUGCUUACCAGUUCAUCGAGCGGAACUUCGGCGACUGGGCACCGCUCCCAGAAGUCAUCGAAAUCUGCACCCGGAUACAGAAUCGGCGCCAAACUGAAACAGAUACGAAAGAAUGACAACGACGACGAAGAAGAAGAAAGUUAUAACUUUGUAAUGAAAGAAAACGUUCGAUUCACCUUUGUAACGAAUAGUGUGUCGAGAAAACAACGUUUAAAAAAUUCGAUUCGAUACAGUUCGAUAAAGAGAGAAACGAAGUUCUUAUUCUUGUUUUACACUAGUAUACAUAUAAUUCGUGCCAUUCAUAA
Molecule: messenger RNA, 1451 nt
Organism: Andrographis paniculata
Lineage: Eukaryota; Viridiplantae; Streptophyta; Magnoliopsida; Lamiales; Acanthaceae
Exons: 5
Coding region: 111-1262 (383 amino acids)
Molecular function (GO): antioxidant activity
Source: RefSeq, a predicted model, not a curated record